Messenger RNA from Cucurbita pepo subsp. pepo (vegetable marrow), 2346 nucleotides. RefSeq names its product myb-related protein 2. The record is from RefSeq and is a predicted model, not a curated record. NCBI's taxonomy places the organism in Eukaryota, Viridiplantae, Streptophyta, Magnoliopsida, Cucurbitales, Cucurbitaceae. Gene Ontology annotation, molecular function: DNA-binding transcription factor activity; DNA binding.
CUUUUUGUGUGUUGUAAGAUUAUAUUCCUUUGCCCUAUCGCUUUAUAAGCCCUCCUCUCUCCCCCCAUCCCUUUGAUCUCUCUCAACACACCACACCACACAACACAACAACUCUCCAAUCCAUACCCUUAACUCAGAAUGUACCAUCAUCAUCAACAUAGAGGGAAAAGCAUCCACUCCUCUGAGAGGCAUUUGUUCUUACAAGGUGGGAAUGGGCCUGGAGGAGAUUCAGGUCUUGUUCUUUCCACCGACGCUAAACCCAGGCUUAAAUGGACUCCUGAUUUGCAUGACCGUUUUGUUGAAGCAGUCAAUCAACUUGGAGGGCCUGACAAGGCCACUCCUAAAACCGUGAUGAAAAUUAUGGGCAUUUCUGGACUUACUUUGUACCAUUUGAAGAGCCAUCUUCAGAAAUACAGGCUGAGCAAGAACAUGCAUGGACAAGCAAAUGGUGGAAGUGGAACCAAUAAUAAAACUGGUAUGGGUUGGCGUGUAGGAACGGUGGCUGUUUCUGUAGACCAGAGAUUGGGUGAGGCAAAUGGAGCAGGUCGCACUAACAACAGCAUAGCCGUCGCACCACAGGCCUCCUCCCAGCCAAACAAAAGUCUUCAAAUCAGUGAAACAAUACAAAUGCAAAUUGAAGUGCAGAAAAGGCUACACGAACAACUCGAGGUACAAAGGCAUUUGCAGCUACGAAUAGAAGCACAAGGGAAGUAUCUCCAAACAGUGUUGGAGAAAGCACAAGAAACAUUAGGAACACAGAAUUUAGGGACAGUGGGACUUGAAGCUGCCAAAGUGCAGCUCUCAGAAUUGGUCUCCAAAGUGUCCACUCAAUGCCUAACUGCAGCCUUUCCAGAGCUCCACCACCAACAACAACAACAACAAAACCAACCCCAAAGGCUAUGUCCUCAACAAACCCAGCCCCCUGACUGCUCCAUGGACAGUUGCUUGACUUCCUGCGAGGCCUCCAAGGAUCAGCAAAACGGCCACUUGGCCCUCCAACCCUAUGCCAUCGCCACCGACAGAGGCUCCUCCGCUGCGGACCAGCUUCAUGGGCUGUCCAUGGGCAUGGGGCUGGUGCAAGGGGAGAAGGGGGAAGGGUAUAAUGGGUAUUCACCAUCCGAGGGACAAAGAUUUGGGAGUACAAGAAAGGAGGGAGUGGAAAGGGAGAAAGUGGUGGAGGGGGCGUUUAGAUAUAGAAUGGACUUGAAUGCUGGAGAGGAUCAGCUUAGUGAUAAUGAUCAUGCUGCGUCUAAUACUUGCAAGAUGUUUGAUCUUAAUGGUUUUAGCUGAUUAUUAUUAACCUUCUUCAUAUAGAUAUAUAUUGCAAGAUGUUUGAUCUUAAUGGCUUCAUGAAAGUUGAUAUUAAAGUGUAGAACUUGUUCGGCAAACCCACAAAUGAGCUACUUUUAGUCAUUGUUUUAUUGACGAGAGAGCCCUCCCUUAAGAACCUUUUGUGAAAAGUUGAUGAAUUUUGUGUUGAACCCUCUUAGGUUGCCUCACAUAUAAGCCAAGAAUGUUGCACUGUACUUUGGACAAAUUGUGACGGCUAUUAACAUAGUGGGGCAAGAACCCAUUUGCUAUUGUAACUUUCAAGCACCUGUAAACAUAAUCGCAUAAUUUGUUAUGCCACAAUUGAGAUAAUCUUAGAACAUGUAAAACAUUGGAUAUUUUAUGUUCGCCUAUACAUUCUUUGUUCUAACACAAAAUCUCAAUGAAGUAGUAUUGGAUAGUCAGUUUUCUGGUGCAAAUCCUCCGUUAAGAGUUUCAGUCAUGUACUUUCUUGAGUUGCUCUAGCCACCGCUCUAUACUCCGCUUUUGUAGUUGACAAUGAUAUUUUUAUUUGUCUUUUGCUGCACCAAGAAAUUGUUCUUGAAUUGAGCUUGAACACAUACCUAGUGAUUGAUCUUCGAGUAUCGUGAUCUUUUUCAUAGUCAGCAUUAUAGUAUCUAGCUAGCUUGCAUUCGUCACUUCUUUUGUACAAAAGACCAUAAUCGAUUGUACUUUAGACAUAUUGCAAGAUCUGUUGAGCUGUAUCCAAAUGAGGCUUUUUCAGACUUUGCAUAUACUGACUGAUGACUCCAACUUCAUUUGGUUGGUUUAUGUAGAUCUCUCGGUCCAACUCUCAAUGCAAGAAAACAUUCUUCAUGUUCAUCUGCCACAAUUUAUUGCAAGUGUUGGAGCAACUGGUACGAUAGUGAUCUUCGCCAUUGGACCAACAUUUCAUCGUAAUAUAGUCCAUAUUGUUGAGAGAACCUUCGAGUUACAGUCCAAGCCUUGUAUCUCUCGAUUGAUCUAUCCAAGAGACACAUUAUUCUGUAAACCCACUUGCAAGAGAUGAAUUUGAUA